Molecule: messenger RNA, 4449 nt
Organism: Myotis davidii
Lineage: Eukaryota; Metazoa; Chordata; Mammalia; Chiroptera; Vespertilionidae
Gene: NOVA2
Product: neuro-oncological ventral antigen 2
Exons: 7
Coding region: 1-906 (301 amino acids)
Biological process (GO): mRNA splicing, via spliceosome; regulation of alternative mRNA splicing, via spliceosome
Cellular component (GO): cytoplasm; nucleus
Molecular function (GO): mRNA binding
Source: RefSeq, a predicted model, not a curated record
AUGGGGGCUACAGAUGGGGACACCGAGGCCCAGCGGCCCCUCGAAACGCCCCCCGAGGUGGUCUGCACCAAGCGCAGCAACACGGGAGAGGAGGGUGAAUACUUCCUGAAGGUGCUGAUCCCUAGCUACGCUGCGGGCUCCAUCAUUGGCAAGGGCGGGCAAACCAUCGUGCAGCUACAGAAGGAGACAGGAGCCACCAUCAAGCUCUCCAAGUCCAAAGACUUCUAUCCGGGAACCACAGAGCGAGUGUGCCUGGUGCAGGGCACAGCAGAGGCCUUGAACGCCGUGCACAGCUUUAUUGCCGAGAAGGUCCGAGAAAUCCCACAGGCGAUGACCAAGCCUGAGGUGGUCAACAUCCUUCAACCCCAAACCACAAUGAACCCCGACAGAGCCAAGCAGGCCAAGCUGAUCGUCCCCAACAGCACGGCGGGCCUGAUCAUCGGCAAGGGAGGCGCCACGGUGAAAGCCGUGAUGGAACAGUCGGGGGCCUGGGUGCAGCUGUCCCAGAAGCCAGAGGGCAUCAACCUGCAGGAGCGCGUGGUGACGGUCAGCGGCGAACCCGAGCAGGUGCACAAGGCCGUGAGCGCCAUCGUGCAGAAGGUACAGGAAGACCCCCAGAGCAGCAGCUGCGGGGCAGCUGGUGGCUUCCUGACGGCAGAGAAGUUGGCAGCUGAGAGUGCCAAGGAGCUGGUGGAGAUUGCGGUGCCUGAGAACCUGGUGGGAGCCAUCCUGGGCAAGGGGGGCAAGACGUUGGUGGAGUACCAGGAGCUGACAGGCGCCCGAAUCCAGAUCUCUAAGAAGGGCGAGUUCCUGCCAGGCACGCGGAACCCCGCUCAAUACCUCAUCAGCCAGCGGGUCACCUACGAGCAGGGAGUGAGGGCCUCAAACCCCCAGAAAGUGGGAUGAGGCCUGUGGUGUGUGCUCCCACCCCUCUCCCUCUGCCUCCUCCUCCUCCUCCUCUCCUUCCUCCUCCUCCUCCUCUCCCUCCUCCUCCUCCUCCUCUUCCUCCUUCUCCUCCCCAACUCUUGACCUCAGCUCGGUGUGGUCCUGCUCCUCGUGGGAUUGGGGCUGGGGCUGGUCUGACUGCACCCCCCUCCCUUCUGGUAGUUCAUAGGCAGGAUUGAGAGAUGGCUGGGGAUGGAGCCCACAGCUCCCUCCCUGGCCCUGAACUGACCCCUCCUUCCUUCCUUCCUUCCUCCCUUCCUACGCUUGGCUGGGCCUGACUCCUCUCCCCCAGGGCCCAGGUCUGUGUGAUAUCUGUAUAUAUUGCAUUUUGUUGAUUUUAAUAGAAAACAAAGCGUUAUUUUCUCUUUCUUUCCCUCCUUUUUUUUCCGGUAAGGAUUUUGUUUUCCCCCUUGAUAUAUAUGUUUUUGUUUCCAUAUGGGAAGAGGGGAGGGAGCCUCUGGGUGACCUAGAAUGAGGGGCCUCCCCCAAACCACACCCACCUCUCCUGCUUUCAGGUCCAGCUCGAGGGAUGCAGUGGAAGGAGAGGUAGCUGAAAUGGGGCAUUUGCAGCAGGAACCCCAGUUCCUCAGCUACUCUCCCCCCAUUGCAGUCACCCCUCCGAGGUGGGGCUUUUAACUUUUUGUUGUCAGGUUUAUGGGGGUUGGGGGGUGGGCUUGUGCUGCUGGGAAUGAGGCCGGCUCUCAGACUGGGCCGGUCCAGUGGGCGAGACCCUUGUGAAAGGCUGGAGCCACUGCCUAUGGCAUCUCCUAUGGCUUUUCCUAAAGUAAUAGGAAUGGAAGUCCUUGUUGUGAUGUCACUGAGUCAAGUACUUUCUGGGGCGCUUCCAGCAUUCCUUGUGAUGUCACAGGAAGUAGUUCCCAGAGGUCACUUCCCGUGAUGCUAGGAGAGAUAGGUACUUGCUAUGAUGUCUCCCGUGAGCCUUCCUUGAAGGUUACUUUCAUGAUAUCCUGGGGACAUGGACUGCCUGUGGUGUUUCCGGGGUACUUCCUGUGAUGUCAUGGGGACGAAGCAUGCACUUCCUGUAUUGGGCCAUGGCCAGUUAGUGACUUGACCCUCUUUCUCCGCCCUCGCCCCUCUAUGGUGGGUCUUGGCCUGGGGGUCUUCCUAGGAGGAGAAUAAGGGGUGGGACUUGGAUCUGACCUGAAGGCCUCCAAGGAAAAUGACCCAGUAUUGUCAGGGUCGCCUCCAUCCAAACACACCAAGUCUGUGAGCUCACCUGGCAGGGAGGGGCGGGAGAUGGAGCUAGUGAAAAUGACUGUCAAAGACCCCCAUCCCUACCCCCCACCUUGUGUGUGCAUGCUCGUGUCUGCGUGGCUUUGUUUCAUUGAGUCUGGUGAGCCACGUGUGUGGUGGCUCUGUCAGGCUGGCGUGGCCCGCUGUCGAGGUCAGUGAGCCAGGGUAGGGGCCCUCGGCCAGGAGGCUUCGUGUGGCCUAAUGGGUUAGAUUGGCUUGUGGUUUCCAGCGAGCUGGAGCACUUUGGUGGUAUCUGAUGAGUCAGAAAGUUUUGACGCUCUCACCAUAGGCUCUGAGGAGCUAGAAUGUUCUGAUGGCGUCUGCCAAGCCAGGCAGCCCUGAGAGUUGGUGUGGGAGUGGCUCCCUGAGCUCUGCGGCUGUGGUCAGAUGGAAGGCCUUGUCGGCAGGCUGAGCUUUCAGGACCUGACAACCCUGUAGACUUAGGAUAGCUGAGACCCACUUCUAUCCCCAUCCAUCUCCCCCUUCCCCUCGGAGACCAACUCCACUUCCUCCAACCCCAAGCAGGGCCCCCAGGGCCCUGGUUCCAUCAUCAGCAUCUCUGGGGGAGGGGCACCCCAUGCCCACCCUCUCCCCCAUUUGUCCCCUCCUAGGUCUUCCAGACCCUUCUCUUCUCCACGGCUUUGGGGGAAUCGGCCUCCUCAUCUCUCUCUCCCAAAAAAAGGAGGGAAGAAAAGCCCGAGACAAUUCCCCGCCCCCCCCCUAAAGCCCAGGAGACCACUGCCCCUUGUUAGAGAGCCACCCCCAAAUCAAAAUGUGAAAAUCCCUAGAAAGCAAUAGCCUUCAAGGUACCUUGCACUGAAUUUCCCACCCUGGCUCUUCCACCUGACGGGAGGCUGUAGCUUGGGCACUAGGGUUACCUUUUCCAGGCCCUCUCCAUCUCCAGGGUGGAGGGCAGGCCCCACCUCCCCAUCCCCUACCUCCUGCCGCUGCUGCCCCGCCCACCCCCAAUCUCCAGACCGAACCCCAUGGAGAUCUGAGUGCCAAAACAAUUCUUGAUGUAACUUUGUACAUAUCUUCUGCAAGGGGGUGCUCCUGAGAUUGGAGGUGGAGGCGGCCCUGGGGGCCCUUGCUCCUCUCCGCCUGUCAAAAAGACCUUACAGUAUUUCACAGUAACUCCACCCACAUGUGGGCAUUGCAGUGUCUAACUGGAAUGUCCCCCCUACAACUCCCAUCCCCAGGCCCCCAGGAGGAGGGAGGAGCCAGGGAGAGGUAACGUAGGGUCUGGGAGUGGGGAGGUGGGGUUUGAAAGUGCUCAUUUGCAUAUCGUUUGCAUCCUCAGCUGCCCUCUGCUUGUCAGAUGUUUCCUGUACCCAUUUCUGGGGGUCCAGUAUCCUUUCACACAGACACGUCUCUGGAGGCUGGGCCUCCUGGAAAGUGUCCCUUUGGGAUAUCUGUGUGACAACCCCCUCCCUAUUCACAUUUCCCGGGGACCCCUCCUCCCCAGCCCGCCAGCCAGGGUUAUCUGGAAGGUAGCUUGCUAGCUUAGUGAGCGGGUUUACUCGCCCUGCUGGAGAGCGGACCACCACCCGCCUUUGUCCCUGUCACCCUGGGAAAUGCACUCCACCAUCUUCCGCAUCUCCUGAAAGUCCCUUCUGCAAUCUGACCUCAAUCUUUUUGUGCUGCAGUUUGUCCAGAGGGGACGCGGGCGUGGAAUCAGAAAUGGGGAUCAUCGACAAACCCAUCGCCUCUUUCCUCCCCUCUCUCCCCGUUAGCCGGUCAGGUCUCAGAGACGCUGAGUGGCUUCCUCGCACCCUGCUCCUCAGCACCCAUUUGGUGCUUAAUAAGUGUUUGCUGCAUUGAAUUGUCUCCCUAUUCCUUUCCCAUUUGCCCUCCGACUCCCAACAUUCCCCCCUCCGCCCCCUAGCAUUUCCCUCUCUCUUUCUUUACUCUGACUCCCUAUGGCUUCCUACUUCCUCUCCCUGUGGUUCCCAAUGUCAUCUGUCCCGUCUCUAUCUUUUGUCGACGUCUGAUUUCCCCUUCUCCUCUCAACUCCCGCCCAAUUUCCCCACUGAUUUAAAAAAAAAAAAAAAAGUGCCAAACUUCCUUAGAACUGAGCCGCUCUGGGGGGGAGGGAACCUCAGAUAGGGGGCAGGAAACGGGACCAUUGAUCUUGGAGGAGGCCCCUACCAGGCAUUGAAAAAGUCCGUGGACACUUAGCUAAUUUGGGUCCCCCUUCCUCACCCCUCCCACCCUGAGUUUUUCUUAGAAUCUUUGUAAGAAAAGAAAAAA